UAACCAUUUCCGUAAAUGUACCGGAUAUAGCCAAGUCACGUGGUAGGAGUAAGUCGUAAUUUUGCGGGAAGGGGAAACCAUUUAGCAAGACCAAAACGAAACAGAAAAUACGCAGAAGGUGAAAAUGUCGGAUGACUGGGAUGAAUCACCAGCUCAAGUAGCGCCAUCAUUUGGGGGAGGACAGAAAGGUUUUGGUCGUGGUGUACUAAGACAAGAUGAUUCUAGUGCUGGAGAUACAAAUGUGGGCAAAGUAAAUGGCUUUGGAGGAGGCCGAGGGGGAUUUGGUGGCAGCAAACCAAAUGGUUUUGGAGGUGGAAGAGGAGGCUUUGGAGGCGGGGACCGAUCCAACGGUUCAGAAAGUGGGGGGUUCGGAUCUAACAGAACAGAUGGUGGUGAUGGGGGUUUUGGACAAAAGAAAAGUUUUGGGGGUGGAGGUUUUGGUGGGGGACGAGGCGGUGGGGGUGGGGGUUUUGGUGGUGGGAGAGGUGGUGGUGGCUUUGGAAAUAAGUCAGAGAAUGGUGACAGCAGCAGUGGGGGUGGUGGAUUUGGAAGCAAAGGUGGUUUCGGCAGUGGAGGUGGUGGUGGAUUUGGAAGUGACCGUCCACCUAGGGGUGGUGGAUUUGGUGGUGGAGAGAAAAAAUCAGGUGAUGGAUGCUUUAAAUGUGGAGAAAGCGGUCAUUUCUCAAGAGAAUGCCCCAAUGGUUUUGGCCGUGGUAGAGGUCGAUUUUCAGCUGAAAGUGGAGGUGGUGGAGGGGGCGACAAAAGCUGUUUCAAGUGUGGCGAGACGGGACACUUCUCCAGAGAAUGCCCAAAGGGUGGUGGAGGUGGAGGCGGUGGAGACAAGAGCUGCUUCAAGUGUGGAGAGACGGGACACUUUUCCCGGGAAUGUCCUCAAGGUGGUGGAGGAGGAGGUGGCGGGGGAGACAAAAACUGCUUCAAGUGCGGUGAAGCGGGACAUUUCUCAAGAGAAUGUCCUAAUGCUGAUAAAGGCGGUGAUGGGAAGGGUGUUACUUUAGAUGGUGAUCGUCCACCACCAUAUAUCCCACCAGCACCUUCUGAGAAUGAAGAGGAUAUAUUCAUGUCUAUACAGAAAGGUAUAAACUUUGAUAACUUUGACAAGAUUCCUGUUGAGGUCACCGGUAGAGAAGCACCGCCAUGUAUACAAAGUUUUGACGAUGCCGGAAUUUACGAUACAUUCCUUGGAAAUGUGAGGAAGGCAAAGUAUGAAAAACCAACACCUGUACAGAAAUAUUCCAUACCCAUCAUAUCUGCUGGACGUGAUUUGAUGGGCUGUGCACAGACUGGAUCUGGAAAAACUGCUGCAUUUCUACUGCCAGUGUUGAGUGGUAUGAUGAAGGCUGGUUUAUCGGGAAGCUCUUUCUCAGCUGUCCAGGAGCCACAAGCCCUUGUGGUGGCUCCUACCAGAGAGUUAGCUACACAGAUAUACAUGGAUGCUAGGAAAUUUGCUCAUGGUUCCAUGCUCCGACCUGUUGUAUUGUAUGGUGGUACUUCUGUUGGGUAUCAGCUUCGUCAGGUAGAACAAGGGUGCCAUAUUCUAGUGGGAACUCCAGGACGUCUCCUUGACGUUUUUGGAAAGGGAAAAGUAAGCUUAGGGAAGAUAAAGUAUCUGAUACUAGAUGAAGCUGAUAGGAUGUUAGAUAUGGGUUUUGGUCCAGAAAUCAAGAAGAUAAUCAGCGAUUUUGAAAUGCCUGGGAAAACAGAGAGGCAAACGUUGAUGUUCAGUGCUACAUUCCCGGAGGAGAUCCAGAAGCUGGCCUCCGAAUACCUAAAUGAUUACCUAUUCUUAAGUGUUGGAGUUGUAGGAGGUGCAAACACUGAUGUCUCGCAACAUGUGUUCGAAGUAGAUCGAUUACAGAAGCGAGACAAACUUACAGAAAUCCUGAAUGAAUCCGGGUCAGACAAGACACUUGUGUUUGUGGAACAGAAAAGAAAUGCAGAUUUCCUGGCUUCAUAUUUGUCUCAGUCUGGGUUUCCAGCAACUAGUAUCCAUGGUGAUCGUUUGCAGAGGGAAAGAGAAGAGGCUUUAGAAGACUUCAAGAAAGGGAGAGCACCGAUACUUAUAGCUACUUCAGUUGCUGCUCGUGGUCUUGAUAUUCCGUUUGUUAAACAUGUAGUCAAUUAUGAUCUCCCACAAUCCAUCGACGAGUACGUUCAUCGUAUUGGUAGAACUGGUAGAUGUGGUAACCUUGGUAAAGCUACGUCUUUCUACACGCACGAUUCCGACUCCGGGAUGGCAAAAGCUCUAGUCAAAAUUCUUACACAGGCGUCUCAAGUUGUUCCUGAAUGGUUGGAAACGUAUGGUCAAGGCAGUGUUUCUACGGCUGGCUAUAUUCCAAUGGGAGGCAAGUUUGGUGGAAAGGAUAUUAGAAAAGGAAUGCCAAAGACACGUGAUGAGGGAGAAAAUCCCACAUUUGGUGGUGGAUUUGGAGGCGGGUUUACUGGAGGUAUGGGAGGUGGUGGGAGCUCCGCCUUCAAUACCACAGAAGAUGAUGAAAGCUGGGAUUGAAGAGGACAACCUGAAGACUACAAAAUUGUUACGUGUUCUUUGUUGAUUUUUUUUUUACUUUUGUUUUAAUCGGUGAGUCAUUGAGAUUAGAAAAGAGGAGAGUGGUGUAAAUAUGUUUUAAACCAAGCUACACAGGAAGUGCUUCUUGGAUAUGUGCUCUUAAAGACCUGAAAAGGAUAGUGACCUUUGCUUUGUAAAUAUGGGGAGCUUGUUAGAAUUUUUUGUUCCUUUGUUUUUAAAGUCGCUUUAGUUGUUAGGAUUCAGAUCCAGUGGAAAGGAAAAUAAUUAGGAAAAUGACACAAUUGUGAAAUCCAUGAUGAAAAAAAUUGUGAUUUGACAAGAUAAAAAAAAUACCUGUUUAAACAUAAUAGUUGAUGGUUACUCAACAGGAUCAACCAGGUAAACAGGAUCAACCAGGUUACAUCAUUUGUUCAACUGAAGAACACAGUAAGAAAACGUCAGUCAAGGAAUAAGUGAAAAAGGAUAUUCUAAGGAAAGGUAUCAAAAGAUAUAGAUAAAUGUCAAAAUACAAGUGAAAUAAACAUCAAGAAACAACCGAGAACAUCUUGAGAUGAAACACUGAACAUUAAAAAACAGUAGAGAAUGAAGUUUUGUGAUAACAAAAGAAACAAUCAUGGACACAGUAAUAUCUGGUGCUAUAAAACAGGCAUACAUGUACACUAUUUGUGUAAAAAAAAAAGAACAAUUAUAGAAGUGUGAUCAGCAGCUGGUCAUAUAGUGUAAGAAACAAUGUAGGGACAUAAUGACAUGGUAAAAGUUGUGUACAUGUAUUGCCAAAGUAUACUUUUGUAAAAAUGGUGCUAGGGUUGCCUAUUGUAGGCACUGAAAGACGACGAAUCUCAGGGGUAAGGGAAUUGGGGCACAUAUCAUUUUGAUACCGGUAGGUUAAUCAGAUGGUUAAGAGAGAAAAAAAAUUACCAGUGUGCCAAAUUGAACCAAAUUGUAAGAGGGGAAAGGGGUUUCCCAGGAAACGUUAGUGGGUUUUUAAGGUGUCAUAAUGAACAAAGCACAUGUAACAAGUGCUCACAUCUAGUCUAUUGUUGAAAAUUUUCUCAGGGUGAUUUACUUGAUAAUCAUAGUUUCCAUUUAUUCAUAGGGACCAAUCAUUAUUGUUUAUCAAUAGUUUAUCCAUUAUGUGUACAAUCAUCGAGCCAAAAAAGUAUUAAAAUGGAGAAUGGCUGUUGAUGGGAUAAAAAUUCUUGAUAACCGUGGUAUAUCAUACAUGCUGAUAGCAAGAGUUCUUGUACAGCACAAUCACUGGGUUUCAGUCCAUUUCACAUCGAGGGUGUUGUGUUUAUAUCUGGUUGUAAAGGGAGAGAAAUGUGUUGUCUGGAAAUCAAUUUAGCCAGACAGCAUAAUUAUGGUGACGACAAGACAUUGGGAUUCCAUAGGUUUAGCUAGGAUGAUUUACCUGUCCAUGCAGUAGUAUGUGGGAUUUGAAUAUUACAGCUUCAGUAUUCUGUACUUUCUGGUUUUAGAAAACUGAAAGUUGUAUUACCCCGAGGCUUUGUUUUUGUUAGUCAAGGGGAUACAUGUAAUAUUUUACCAAAAGAUUGGGCAGAAUUUUUUCAUUUGUUUCAGUUUUAAAAUAUCUGUGAUAGUGAGAAUUUCUGUCUUGUUGCGUGGGUAGUUGAUGGGUGACAUGGUCGGGUUUGUUAUCUGUGAUCGUUCCUAGGAACCUACAAGUCUUUCAUUACCAUUUUACAACUGUGAUACUUAACCAAACUUCAUGUUAACUGUUUGUCAUGAAGGAAACCAGAUGUGCCAUAGGUUGUCGGACUGGAGCCAAUAGCAGCAAUCUGUUAUACUAUUCAAUUGUUGCUAUUGGUUUCAUAAACAAGUUUUAAUCACUAAAUCAGCCUUCUCUUAAUUGUUUUAUGUUCACGUUUAAAAGAUUUUUAUAAGUUUUAUAUGUUUUACAAUUCUUUGAUGCCAAUAAGGCAAAAAUAAAAAUGAAACUGAAAA
This is a messenger RNA of Ruditapes philippinarum (Manila clam), 4513 nucleotides long. RefSeq lists its product as uncharacterized. The record is from RefSeq and is a predicted model, not a curated record. Gene Ontology annotation, biological process: gamete generation; cell differentiation. The transcript has 15 exons. Gene Ontology annotation, cellular component: P granule; nucleus. Gene Ontology annotation, molecular function: RNA binding; ATP binding; zinc ion binding. NCBI's taxonomy places the organism in Eukaryota, Metazoa, Mollusca, Bivalvia, Venerida, Veneridae. Bases 125 to 2527 code for a protein of 800 amino acids.